Molecule: messenger RNA, 2280 nt
Organism: Klebsormidium nitens
Lineage: Eukaryota; Viridiplantae; Streptophyta; Klebsormidiophyceae; Klebsormidiales; Klebsormidiaceae
Source: the annotation of a GenBank genome assembly
GCCUUCAGGCUCAGGAGUCAGCAGCUGCACACACCUCUUCGAUCGAUCACAUUCUUCUCUCUCUAGUACUGAUUUGAAGCGCCCAUACCUAAGGCUACGGUACUUCCAUUGUUCAAGUUGCUGAGGGGCACUUUCAAGUUCAAUUGUAGAAGCCAGGGGUUCGAGUCUCGACGCUGAUAUAAGCUCAAUCACUGAUUCGUUGUGCCUGUUUCUUAGCUGCGGCUCAAACCACAGCCUUUGGCGCAACGACAAGUACUGGACCAUUGUUGCAGUUGGAGAUUUGGGAGGGUGGCUCUGCAGUCAGGGGUUCCAUUACUAGAUGGCCUCAGACAAAAGCAUGGGAAUGAACGGGCGCGUCUAUGAACGGGUCCAAGGGGACGCUCCAAAUGAUGACGAACUUGAUGGGUACCCCGCAGCAAGGCUGUUCUCGCAGGGGGUCUCAUUCACGUAUGAUGACGUGAUUCUGCACCCAGGUUUCAUCGACUUUUCGACGGACGAAGUUGAUCUGACGGGGCGAGUUUCAAAAAACAUUAGUGUGAGGGUGCCUGUGGCGUCCAGCCCGAUGGACACGGUGACGGAAGCCAACAUGGCGGGCACGAUGGCAAUGGUGGGGGCAAUCGGCUUUGUGCAUUACAACAAUACUUCCACCGAGCAGGCGGCCCACAUCAGAAAAGCCAAGCAGAUGCGGCUGGGUUAUGUCGCCGACCCGGCUGUGCUGUCUCCAAAGUCAACAGUGGCCGAUAUUGACAGCCUGAAAAGCUCCAAAGGGUUCUCUAGUGUUCUUGUUACGGAGGACGGCCAGCUCGGUAGCCGGCUGCUCGGAGUGGUGACCAACCGGGACACGGACUUUGUGGCAGACAGGACAACGGAGCUGGCAGAGGUGAUGACCACGGAGGUGGUGACGGCCUCCAGCACAUCCAGCCGGCAAGAGGCAGAGGCGGUGCUCAAGUCGAGCAAGAAAAGUUUGUUGCCCAUUGUAAAUGAGCAAGGAGAGUUGGUGGGGCUCAUUUGUCGAACGGACGUGAAGCGGUCGCUGGCGUACCCGGUGUCUGCAGAGCCGACGCUGGGGAAGGAUGGAAAGUUGGCAGUGGGGGCGGCUGUCGGGACACGCGAUGGCGACAAGGCGCGUUUGGAGCACCUGGUGCAGGCGGGCGUCAACGUGGUGGUGCUGGACUCGUCGCAGGGGGACUCCACGUACGCGCUUAACAUGCUCAGCUUCGUGAAGAAGGCGUACCCCGAGCUAGAUGUCAUUGCGGGGAAUGUGGUGACGAGCCGCCAGGCGCGGCAUCUGAUCGAAGCGGGGGCGGACGGGCUACGGGUGGGCAUGGGGUCGGGCUCCAUCUGCACCACCCAGGAGGUUUGCGCCGUCGGGCGGGGCCAGGCGACGGCGGUGUACCAGACGGCCAAGCUGGCGUCCACUUUCGACGUGCCCAUCAUCGCGGACGGCGGCAUCUCCAACUCGGGCCACAUAGUCAAGGCUCUCACCCUAGGUGCGUCCUCCGUGAUGGUAGGUAGUUUCUUAGCGGGUACUGAGGAGGCGCCCGGAGACUAUUUCUUCCAGGACGGGCAGCGGUUGAAGAAGUACCGGGGGAUGGGCUCUUUGGAAGCGCAGGCCAAGGGCAGCGACACGCGCUACCUAGGGGACCAGUCCAAGCUCAAGAUUGCGCAGGGCGUGGCGGGGUAUGUGGCGGACAAGGGGUCCGUGCGGCGCCUGGUGCCCUACACCAUGCACGCCGUCAAGCAAGGCUUCCAGGACCUCGGGGCGAGCGAUCUUCCCGGCGUGUGGGCCAUGCUGCGAAACGGAGAGAUUAGGGGCGAGACGCGGACGGGGGCUGCGCAAGUUGAGGGCGGGGUACACGGUCUGGUAUCCUACGAGAAAAAGCGGUUUUGAUAGCCACUGCUGGCGCUUGAUUCUCGCAUCUACUGGGAGCGGUUGGGGAGGUCUUGAACAUUCAUAUUAUGCUGCCAAGGUUGGGCCCAUGGGAAGAACGUUUGGCUUGAGUCACUCGCCUUGCCUUUUCAAAAGGAUCAGCGUUUGCUGACUUGUCAUAGCCAUUCAUAAGGUGUCGUUUUCUUUUACAGCGGGUAAGCAAGCACUUAAUUGUAGCGGUGAUGUUUUCGAUGCAAUGCACAUGCCAGGUUGCGACCCAUUGUUGUCCAAACGUUGGACUUCAAUGCAAUAAUCCGCUUUACGUUCUGCUCUUGAUUUCAAAGGAUUUUGAUCGUUUUCAAGAGACCGUUUAAACUUCAGGUUGCUUUUGCAAGGCUUGUUUACCGAGG